This is a messenger RNA of Stylophora pistillata, 2442 nucleotides long. RefSeq lists its product as uncharacterized. NCBI's taxonomy places the organism in Eukaryota, Metazoa, Cnidaria, Anthozoa, Scleractinia, Pocilloporidae. The record is from RefSeq and is a predicted model, not a curated record.
UUUAAUACGCUUCUAACGCUUCCAACGCUUUUCAAUAUGGCUCGUUCAUGCACAGAAGUUUCGUCGCUUGAUAAUAGUCAACAGCUCCUGUAAAAGUGACGUUUGCUUUACUUGCAUUAUCAUUUCGCAUUCUAAAUCUAGCCUCAAGUAAAACGCCGCAAGACACCUGCUCUCGCUAAUUUUUAUUUUGUCGACUCGACAAAUUCGUGAUCGUGAAAAGCCUUGCUGUCAACGGUAUGUCAUCAUACUAACUUAACGCUACUGGAUAUUCCCCGCUGGCAUCUUUGUGACCAGAAUCGUACAUAAACCACAAUAUUUGAAGCAGCACCUGUCUUAGCCACGGACAACAGCGCGAAUAUCUCCUUGAAAACAUCCUGUUGAACAAGCCAACUGCAGUCAGUUCAAGUUUUCGAACAUUUCGUAAACACAUUGGCAUAUACAGCAAUUUUCCUCCUCACGCAGGAUAGAGAUAGUUGUUGUUAAAAUAAUGCAAACUACUGUUUCAAGACUUGGCUGGUAACUUCUUAUCCUAGAAAACAAACGAAUGGCAGAAACGUGCAGAACGAAACUCGAAGCUGCCGUUUUAAUUUUAAGCUUCUUCUUUCAAAGCGGUAUCAUUAUUCCGAUUUCCUCUGAAUGUUCCGGUGAAGAAUGCCGAUCCAUUGUUUUCAAAGAACCCAUACAGGACAAAGUCAUAAAGGGUCACUUGAUCAGGCUUGAAGAGGUGCCCCAUCAAGGCAGCUGUAAUGUGCUGUGUUAUAUGGAGCCAAGUUGUGUGUCCAUAAAUGUUGGGCCUUCACAAGCCAAAGGAGGGAACUACAUUUGUGAGUUGAACAAUGCUUCAGACGAAAUUCCAGGCUCGUCCUACCUUCAGAGUAAGGAAGAUUAUAGCCAUCUCAGUAUCGAGAAUCCCUGUAGUAGCAGUCCCUGUUUCAACAAUGGCACAUGUCGAGCUGGAUACACUGAUAAAGGAUUUCGUUGUAAAUGUCCUUUAGGAUUCACUGGUGUACACUGCGAGAAAGCCUGCAGCCUUGACUUUGAAGAUGGAAUCGGCAGGUGGAAAAUGACAGGCAGAGCUUUCAUUUACCAGCCAACAUUUGGUGACAAUCCAGUCGCGCGCAAAAGAGAAAGCGCCCAGCUGCAAGGGAACUGGUGGGUGGGGGGAGCUGAGAAACGGACUAGUGAGAGCGAUCCCGCAGGUGAGCAGCAUCCAGAUGAAGCAGACGUACCCCUAGGAACCCUCACCUCACCUUGUUUUCGUAUCGUUGGCAAGAGUAUCUCGUUUCUCAUUGGUGGGGGAUGUAAAGUAAAUAAAGUUCGUGCGGAGCUUAUUGUCAACAACCAAGUCGUCAGAAAAGCGACAGGAAACUGUUGGGAGACAAUGUACCGUAAGAGCUGGGACGUAGAGGAGUUUAUUGGUCAAUACGCCCAAGUCAGACUUGUUGACAAGAGUGAUUGUUGUUGGGGUCACAUCAACUUUGAUGACCUUAGAGGAGAUAUUAUUUGUCCACACGAUUUAGAAGAGAAAAACUGAAGAGAAAGCGGCUUUAAAAAAUAACUUAUCAAGUCAAUUCCCCUUGAAAGUACGGUGAAACAGCUUUUGACGUAGCAUAGCACUUUCUUUGUGCUAUCGUAGAUGGGCACAUUCACUGUGUUUUUUUUUUCUUGUUGAAAAUCCGAAUAUGAAAUAGUUUUAUGCACGUGACUGAGAAGGCUAUAAUCAUAUCAUACAAUCGUAAGGUCGGUUUAAUGCGAUGAUAAGGACGGUCGAUUGCUUUAGAUGGUAGCAAUCGCAUCAUAUUUCCUUUUCUUAAUAUUUGCUUUACAAAAUCCAUAUCUGUAAAAACUCUUUGUAGAUUCUGUUCGGGAUUAGAUAUUGAAGUCAGUUUUGAGUAACUGCUUCCAAAACAGGUUCCAGAAUAGUGGAAUAUCGAUGUUUUAUUUGACUCUUGCAAUGCUUAAUCUUGAGUUAUUAUACAGAAGGACUUUAAAAUUUACUAAUACAUAUUAUUUAGCUUAACAAACGUUCUCGCGCACAGAGACAUCCAAUAAUUCUCUUUUGAUAUAAAUAUCAUUUUAUGUUGCGGACAAAAUAGUUUAGUUUUAACCCUCAAAUAUCACAUUAACCUAACGCCAAACCCAAGGUCGUCUACAGAAAAUAAAAUGUUUCCAAGGCUUUUUCAACUAGGCAAACACAAACACUUGACUGAUUAUAAAUUCCACAAAUUCACUUUCGGUUUUAAAGCAAAUCAAGUGAUGAAGUCUGAGCUCUUCCCUAUAAAAUCUUACUGUAACUAGUGAAUCGUAUUGAUGUAAGAGGUUAGCUGUGGCAGGCUGAAGAUUUUUUGCGUAACUGUUGACGUUUGUGUAGAAGUAAGAAGUUUGCAAAGGUUUCUGAUAAUUCUUCUUUGCUCGAGAAGUCACUUGUGAUUGAAAGUUUAU